This is a messenger RNA of Anolis sagrei ordinatus, 5761 nucleotides long. RefSeq names its product WW and C2 domain containing 1 (gene WWC1). The record is from RefSeq and is a predicted model, not a curated record. Gene Ontology annotation, cellular component: cytoplasm. Lineage: Eukaryota; Metazoa; Chordata; Lepidosauria; Squamata; Anolidae. Gene Ontology annotation, biological process: cell migration; regulation of hippo signaling; negative regulation of organ growth. Gene Ontology annotation, molecular function: kinase binding; molecular adaptor activity.
GGAGGAAGGGGCGAGCAGGCCGGCGGGAAGCGCAGCCUGAGGACUGGCAGGAAGGGGUUCCUGGAGAGAGAGAGACACCUGCGGGGUUCCCGCCGGAGCCUGGCCCCUCCCCCUCCUCCCCCUGCUUGCCGAGGAUGCGAGGCGCCCACUCCCGCCUUCCCGACGCGGCCCCUCGCCCCCCGCUUCUGCUGCCGGGCUGGGAGAAGGCUGGUUGCUGCUCCUCCUGGGCCUGCUGAAGGGGCUUUGCAUGGGGCCACGGCCGCCUCGGGGCUGGGAGGGAGCUGCGCCCCGCCGCCUCCGCCUCCGCCUAGGAUGCCGCGGCCGGGGCUGCCCUUGCCCGAGGGCUGGGAGGAAGCGCGCGACUACGACGGCAAAGUCUACUACAUCGACCACGCCACCAAGAGCACCAGCUGGGUCGACCCCAGGGACAGAUACACUAAACCACUAACCUUUGCUGAUUGCAUCAGUGAUGAAUUACCACUGGGAUGGGAAGAAGCAUAUGACCCCCAGGUUGGAGUCUAUUAUAUUGACCACAACACCAAAACUACCCAGAUAGAAGAUCCUCGAGUCCAAUGGCGGCGGGAGCAGGAACAUAUGCUGAAGGACUAUCUUGUAUUGGCACAAGAAGCCCUGACGGCACAGAAGGAGAUCUACCAGGUCAAACAACAGAGACUUGAACUGGCCCAACAGGAGUACCAACAACUUCAUGAUGUGUGGGAACGCAAGCUGGGGUCUCAAACUAGCUUAGUUUCGAGUUCCUCAUCCAGCUCCAAAUAUGAUCCAGAAAUUCUUAAAGCUGAAAUUGCUACAACAAAAUCUAGGGUUAAUAAGCUCAAAAGAGAAGUUGCUCACAUGAGACAGGAACUCCAGUAUAAGGAACUUGGUUUCCAAACACUGAAGAAAAUUGAUAUGAAAAUGUCUGAUACACAAGGUGGAUAUAAACUUGAUGAGGCACAAGCCAUCCUAAGUGAAAUGAAAGCUAUCAAGAAAGCCAUAAUGUCAGGAGAACAAGAAAAGCAAGAUCUCAUUGAGAAUCUUGCUAGGCUGAAAGCUCAUUUUGUGAGAGACAGAGGAUCGCCUUCAGAUUUGUGGACCAGCAACAUAUCCUUGGAAGCUUCUACAUUCUCAUUACCUAGACAAUAUCUGGAUGCUGGCUCCCAAACAGAUGUUUCUGGAAAUUUUAUUGCAAGCAGCAAUAAUCAGUUAGCUGAGAAGGUGAGACUGCGUCUCCAGUAUGAAGAGGCUAAGCGAAGAAUAGCAAACUUAAAGAUACAGUUGGCUAAACUGGACAGUGAAGCCUGGCCAGGCGUGCUAGAUUCUGAACGGGACCGAUUAAUGUUAAUCAAUGAGAAGGAGGAACUUCUGAAGGAAAUGAGGUUCAUCAGUCCUAGAAAAUGGACCCAGAGAGAAGUAGAACGGCUGGAGCUAGAAAGAAAACGUCUAGAAGAUGACCUUCAGGCUGCAAGAGAUACACAGAGCAAAGCUUUAACAGAAAGACUUAAGUUAAAUAGUAAAAGAAAUCAAUUGGUUCGAGAACUAGAAGACACAACACGAUUAGUAGCAAAAUUGCACAUCCAGCUGAAAAACCUGUCGUCUAGCAUGCUUUCCUUGUCAUCUGGCAGCAGUCCUGGCUCUCUUGCAUCAAGCAGGGGAUCUCUGGCCGCCUCAAGCCAGGAUUCUUCAACCUCAGCCAGCUUUACGGAUCUGUUUAGUGAACAACUGGAACAGCUGGACUCUGACUACCAGAACAAAAUGGACCUUUUGCUUUUGGAGAGAGCUGCUGGGUUUCGGCCUUCUGGCUGCAUCACUACUAUCCAUGAGAAUGAGGUUGUAAAGACUCAGAGGGCAGAUGCUGCUAGCCGUGUACAAGCCCUAAGAUCCCUGUCUGGCACACCAAAAUCACUGACAUCUUUAUCCCCAAGAUCAUCCCUUUCUUCUCCCUCUCCACCUUGUUCUCCACAAGUGAUGGACCCAUUCUUCACAGGAGAUGCCUUCAUGAGUCACAUGGACUUUGAUGAUAUGGAAAUAAACAGUGGUUUCUCUGAACUUAGUUUAAACACUGGAAGUGGCAGGAAGUACAGAACAGAAGAGUCUAGAACUGGAGACAAACACCUGGAGCAAGAUAUAAGUAUGGUUGAAGGAGGUGCACUGAAAGUAGCCUGCGUAUCAGCUGCAGUGUCAGAUGAGUCAGUGGCAGGAGACAGUGGAGUGUAUGAACCAUCUGUGCAAAGGCCUUGUGUGUCAGAAACCAUUUUAUUUGACAACAGCGAUGCAGACGAAGCUAGGACUGCUAAAGUUCAGAUUUCAAUGAAGUAUGAUGACAAAAACAAACAAUUUGCAAUAUUUAUUGCACAGGUGAAUAAUGUGCCUACUCUGCUGCCACAGCAAGACCAGAAAGUGAGCAUUCGAGUGGCUGUUCUUCCUUCCUCUGAAAGCACAAGCUGUUUGUUCCGCACAAGACCCAUGGAAACAUCAGACAAUCUCAUAUUCAAUGAAUUAUUUUGUGUUGCAAUCCCUCACUCUGUUUUACGACAGAAGACACUAAGAGUUGAUGUCUGUGCUGUUGAUAAAUGCCAUCUUGAGGAAUCCUUGGGAGGUGCACAAAUUAGUCUUGCUGAGAUUUGCAGAUCUGGUGAGAGGUCAACACGCUGGUACAACCUUCUCAGCUAUAAAUACCUGCAGAGGCAAAGCAGUGAAAAUAAGCAAGAGGAUCUCUGCUCCAAACUACCCUGUAGUGAAAAAACGGACUCUGUAUCUGCACUGCUGGAACAGACGGCUGUUGAACUAGAAGCCGUAGAGAAAAAAUUAGAAGAAAGCAGAAGCACUUUACUUAGUGGAGAGAGCUGGCAAGAUGAAGAAGAUGCUGAGCAAGAUGACAACAGUGAAAAUGAAGCAGAAGAGGAGGAAGCAUUUUAUGGGACGAGAACAAUAUGGGAAGGAGAAGAGACAACAUCACCCUUGUCAUAUGCUGAGCCAGCAGCCAUCAAGGUGGAUAAAGAGACCAACACAGAGAGCCUUUCACAAUCUUCAACUGUAGUUCGCCCAAAAGAUAAAAGAACACCUAAUCCUCUACGGACCCCUUUUGUUCGAGGCAGCACUAUCAUCCGUUCCAAAACCUUUUCUCCAGGACCACAGAGCCAGUAUGUGUGUCGGCUUAAUCGCAGUGAUAGUGACAGUUCAACAUUGUCUAAGAAACCGCCCUUUGUUCGGAACGCUGUGGAGAGGCGAAGCGUCAGGAUGAAAAGGUCUUCUGUUAAAAGCAUUGGACAUGAGCGUCUCAUCCGUACUUCUCUGGAUCUGGAACUGGACUUGCAGGCUUCAAAAACGUGGCACAGCCAACUGGUGCAGGAAAUCUCAGUUCUUAAACAACUGAAGGAGCAAUUAGAACAAGCUCAAAAUCAGGGGCAAAAGGAACUACCACAGUGCAUAGAUGAGGAUGAACGAUUUCGAAUUUUGAUGAGGCUGGUGGAGAAGCAGAUGGAAAAAGUUGCAUGUAAAUGUGAGCAGAAGGCAGAUAAAAUGAUGAAAGCAGCUGCUAAAGAUGUGCACAGGCUGCGAGGUCAGAGUCGAAAGGAACCCCUGGAGGUGCAAUCAUUCAGAGAGAAAAUGGCUUUUUUCACGCGACCAAGGAUGAACAUUCCAGCUCUUUCUGCAGAUGAUGUUUAAUGUCUAUUUAAGUAUUUCUUUCUCCAACCACUUCAAAAAAUGUAAUUUCAUUUCACUGAAGUUUAUUUAUGUAUGUGGCAUUACAAAGGUACCAAGUCAUUUGUACAUUGAUGCUUUAUUAGCUCCGUGUUGAGACUUGUAGGUUUUCCCACUCACUGCAAAUGGCAGCAUUAAAAUUAGAUAAGUACAUAGUUUGUAUAUUUAGCAUAUUUUUGGGAAGAUUUUUUAAAAUAUGAACAAAUAUGGCUCAAAAUGUUGUUUAAAUAAGAUUCUGUUUUAGACUUUUUGUACAGCUCUCCUUUUUUAAAGAUAUUUUACCACAAUAAAACUUGAAUCUGAAGGAGCAUCAAUCCAGUGAUUCUAAAAACGUAACCCCACUCUUAUAAGUAGCUAUUGUGAUCUUAAAUAUUUUUAUACAAAGUAGAGGAUGAAAAGAAGCCAUUUGUUUUGUAAAGAGCUGCAGACAAGUGCUCUGUGAGCUAUGAAACACUUCCAUUUCCUCCUUAGUCAUAAAAUGGGUGUGGAGUUCAAAAUGCCUGCUGCACUUUAAUUUGGAGGUUGUUACUUCGGCUCAUUGUGUAUUUGACCUGAAAACGUCCCAAAAGCCCAGUGAACCCUCUGCUACAGGGAGAGAGCUGCAGGGGCAUGCAUUAAAGUUAACGUAUCUGACCACCCUGAAGUCAAAUAUAAUUCCUACUUUAAAAAAAUCAUUGUGUUUUCUAAAAGAAAGCAAUCCUUAUAUAAUUCUACUAAUUUAGAAAGAGCAGCAACAUUUUUUUUGAAAAAUGUUUUUUAAAAAACCAGAGUAUUCUGACAAUAAUGUUAUCUUGAGCUGUCUAGCAUACUGAAAAAAGUCUGAUUAUUUCUCCUUUCCUUAUUGGGAAUGGAACAACUAAAUUGAAGUGGUUUUCCUCCUACCACUUUUGUAAAUUUCUAAUAAACAUGCAACAAAGCCUUGUCUAAUAGUAAUACUGUAACUGUGUCUAUAAGCCAUAGUUUACUGUCCUGUUAGUUUUUGGAUUUUCAUAUCCACCUCGUCAACCUUAGUAAUCUGUCUGUUGUAUCUGUGUUAACACGCAAGCACUCCUUUGUUUGCAGACUCACUUUUAGAUGUACAUGAAUAGAAGUAACGUGCAUGCGCACAAACACAGACUAUUCAGGCAGUAUAUCCUAGAGUCACAGAGUUGGAAGAGAUCACAAGGGCCAUCCAGUCCAACCCCAUUCUACCAGGCAGAAACACACAAAGCACCCCUAACACAUGGCCAUCCAGCCUCUGCUUAGAAACCUAGAGAAAGCUUUCUGCCUGGUACAAGUCUUAGAAGAAUGAACUAGGCUGUGUGCUUUUGUAGCACUAGUCUCUUGAUAAAACUGGUGUACCUAAAACAAGUUGGAUCUAGAGAAGCACCAGUGGAAAGGAGCAGGCAGAGGUUCUCUCCCAUGCCUUUGUCUUGUUUGAGGUAUAUUAUGCAACCCUCCUUGGAACUAAUAAUCCUCUCUCAAAAAGAUAUUCCACCUUGACAUGAAGCGAUUCAUUUUCCCUCUCUACUCCAGAAUCUGCCCCAUUCAGGAGGUCCCCUGACCAAUGAGAGAUGUUCCAAGGAGCUGCUGGGAGGAGGAGAGGUGUGAGGUUCUGCCCAUGCCCUGCAACCAGCAAUUCUCUUAAUCUGAGCCGCAUGCCUUUUAGAUAUCAUGUUAACUAUGUUCCAUCCAAGUAAUAUCUGGUUAUUUUUUCUCCUCUUGUGAGAAGCAGAGGUGGAGAAGGGUCUGGGUUUCAUACUGGGCUGAGUCUCUUGGAUUGUAAGGCUUGUCCCUUCACCAGCAGUCCUUGCCUCUCAGGUUCCCUUUUCCUUCAACUGUUGCCAAUUCAAGAGCAGAGAACAGCAGGCACAGGAAGACCAAGGCCUUAAAGGUCCACAAACCAGGAUGCACCUUCAGGAGGAAAGCUGACAAGUGUUUUAAAACUGGAAUUCUCUUGAGAUGUACAUAUUUGUUUUUCAUGUAUAAAACACUUUAAUAGGCCAGCACUAAAUGACUGAAUUUAUAUCUAUUUUAAAUUUUGUCAGGAUUAACAAAUUAAAAUUGCUAUAGAAAUUUA